AUGAUGGGUCCAGGCGUGACGCCUACCCCAAACGGUGCGGUUACCGUGAACCAGUCAGGGGUUCCCAAAGCGUGUGCAGGCUGUGGUGGCAGGAUACAGGACAGGUUCCUCUUGUUGGCAAUGGACAGGUACUGGCACACGGGCUGUUUGAAGUGCUCGUGUUGCCAGGCACAGCUCGGAGAGAUUGGCACCUCAUGUUUCACAAAAGCCGGAAUGAUCUUGUGUCGGAACGAUUAUAUCAG
Messenger RNA from Candidula unifasciata, 242 nucleotides. Lineage: Eukaryota; Metazoa; Mollusca; Gastropoda; Stylommatophora; Geomitridae. The record is from the annotation of a GenBank genome assembly.